GUGACAAGCACUGUGGCAGCCAACUGCGAGCAUCACUGCAUCCUCUGUCGGCUCGGGUUUCAUCCGCAAAAUCCCCCCAAAACCCCGACCGCACGCUCGCUCACCGGCGAAGCUCGUGACUCCUCCGUGCGAUGGCCGCCGCCGCGCCCGCGCUUCCCACCUUCCUCCGGCCGCGGCCGCGGCCGCCCCCGCCUUUCCCCUCCUCCACGCCGCCUCUCCACCGACGCCGCCCCCCUCCGUCUCGUCUGCACCCUGCCCGUCCCGCCGUGCCCCUCUCCCCCGUCUCAGCUGUGGAGAAGACGAAGGGUGCCGCUGCGGCAGCCGACGAGGUCCAGCUGGAGGGGAUGCCUUCCGAGUUCUACGACGAGGAGUGGCAAGCCAAUCAGCGGGAGAGGACUAAGGAAUGGCAUGCAUAUCGUCAGAAAGAGGAAGCCGAGGAGGAAGCAAAAUCAAGUGAAUACCGAGAGAUUGGGAUGCGUAUGAAAGCAUACCCACAGGAAGAAGUUUGUAAAGCUAGGGUUUUAGUUUCAAGUUUCAUAAGAGCUGGUGAAGAUGUUGAGAAGGUAAUUGAGAAGGCUGCUGAAAGAGGAGAGCUUACCGAGCUUGUUCUCAUGGUCAUUUGGAAUCGACUUGAUGUUGCUCGGCGUGAUGAUGAGAAAGAUGCCAUCAGAAGCCUUGAUCUCUUGUACAGAAGGGUAGAGACUGAGAUUUUAAGAAGUGAAGCAACUCCCGCCAUGAGAUUACUUGAUGAACUUCUGAAUAUUCAUGAUGGCUCUGACGAUGACAAAUGGCUAAAGGCAUGUAGAAAGCACAUGAUUGAAAAUUUUCCAAGAGAGGACCCAUUCACCAUGGUCUUUCCUCCUGGAUUCGACAUGGAAAAACAUGAUGGGCAGAUCAAGCUGCCUCCCCAGGACGAUGAUGUGCUUCUGAGAGUUGACUUUGUGAGGGAAGUCGAUGAGCUGCUGAAAGAAGUUGAAGCUGAGCAAGAAAAGAGUAAGCUGCACACUGGAUACGACCCGGAGUCUGUUGCGACCAUGUUGAAACAGCAAGAGAAGCUGCGGACUAUACGUCAAGUGGAAGCUCUCUUGGAGUUGGCAGCCACCCUGAAAUGGUGAGGACUGAACAGUAUCGUUUACUCUCUUCUGCGUAGACCCUAGAAGGCAUCGACUUGCCUGGAUGGUUCCACUAGCUGUUUCUUUGUGGUUUCUGCUAGUUAGAGCUUAGAAACUGUUAACUAUUCAGAGUAGAGACAUGCCAUUCCUCUUCCGCAAAAAAGAAAUAUGUAUACAUUAUAUGCGUGGAGAACUGGAGAUACGUAGUGAUGUACAUUUGCACCAUUGAUAGUGGGUUCCUUGCAACUGGA
This is a messenger RNA of Aegilops tauschii subsp. strangulata, 1363 nucleotides long. RefSeq names its product protein PALE CRESS, chloroplastic. NCBI's taxonomy places the organism in Eukaryota, Viridiplantae, Streptophyta, Magnoliopsida, Poales, Poaceae. The record is from RefSeq and is a predicted model, not a curated record. Gene Ontology annotation, biological process: cellular response to light stimulus; chloroplast organization; leaf morphogenesis. Gene Ontology annotation, cellular component: chloroplast; amyloplast; chromoplast.